AUGAGCCAGGACAGCAAAGUGAAGACGACAGAAUCCAGCCCCUCUGUGCCAUCCAAGGCCAGGAAAACACUGCCUGUCCUGGACCCAUCUGGGGAUUACUACUACUGGUGGCUCAACACGAUGGUCUUCCCAGUAAUGUAUAACAUCAUCAUCAUCGUGUGCAGAGCCUGCUUUCCUGACUUGCAACAUGGUUAUCUGAUGGCCUGGUUAGUGCUGGACUACACGAGUGACCUGCUAUACCUACUGGACAUUGUGGUGCACUUUCACACCGGAUUCUUGGAACAGGGCAUCCUAGUGGUGGACAAGGGUAGGAUUUCGAGUCGCUACAUUCGCACCUGGAGCUUUUGCUUAGACCUGGCUUCCUUGGUGCCCACAGACAUUGCUUACAUGCGACUGGGCCCACACACGCCAACCUUGAGGCUGAACCGCUUUUUGCGUGUACCCCGCCUCUUUGAAGCCUUUGACCGCACUGAGACCCGCACAGCUUACCCCAAUGCCUUUCGUAUCACCAAACUAAUGCUCUACAUUUUUGUGGUCAUCCACUGGAACAGCUGCCUCUACUUUGCCCUGUCCCAAUACCUGGGCUUCGGGCGUGACGCCUGGGUUUACCCAGACCCUGCACAACCUGGCUUUGAGCGCCUAAGGCGCCAGUACCUCUAUAGCUUUUAUUUCUCCACGCUGAUCCUGACUACCGUGGGCGAUACACCACUUCCAGAGCAGGAGGAAGAGUACCUCUUUAUGGUGGGUGACUUCCUGCUGGCCGUCAUGGGUUUUGCCACCAUCAUGGGUAGCAUGAGCUCUGUCAUCUACAACAUGAACACUGCAGAUGCAGCUUUCUACCCCGACCAUGCUCUGGUAAAGAAGUACAUGAAGCUACAGCAUGUCAACCGCCGGCUGGAGCGGCGAGUUAUUGACUGGUACCAACAUCUGCAGAUCAACAAGAAGAUGACCAACGAGGUGGCCAUCUUACAGCACUUGCCAGAGCGCUUGCGAGCAGAAGUGGCUGUGUCUGUGCACCUGUCUACUUUGAGCCGGGUGCAGAUCUUCCAGAACUGUGAGGCUAGCCUGCUGGAGGAGCUGGUGCUGAAGCUGCAGCCCCAGACCUACUCACCAGGAGAAUACGUCUGCCGCAAGGGGGACAUUGGUCGAGAGAUGUACAUCAUCCGCGAGGGUCAGCUGGCCGUGGUGGCGGAUGACGGUGUCACACAGUACGCCGUGCUUGGGGCAGGCCUCUACUUUGGGGAGAUCAGCAUCAUCAACAUCAAAGGGAAUAUGUCUGGGAACCGCCGCACGGCCAACAUCAAGAGUCUAGGUUAUUCGGACCUAUUUUGCCUGAGCAAGGAAGACCUGCGGGAAGUGCUGAGUGAGUAUCCAAAGGCCCAGACCAUCAUGGAGGAAAAGGGCCGUGAGAUCCUGCUCAAAAUGAACAAGCUUGAUGUAAAUGCUGAGGCAGCUGAGAUCGCCCUACAGCAGGCCACAGAGUCCCGGCUGCAAGGCCUUGACCAACAACUUGAUGAUCUACAGACCAAGUUUGCUCGCCUCCUGGCUGAGCUGGAGUCCAGCGCACUCAAGAUCGCUUAUCGUAUCGAACGGCUGGAGUGGCAGACUCGAGAAUGGCCAAUGCCCGAGGAACUGGCUGAGGCAGAUGAUGAAGGCGAGCCUGGGGAGGAAACUUUUAAGGAUGGGGAGGGCAGGGCUGGCCAGGAGGGACUCCCAGGCCCAGAGUGA
Messenger RNA from Artibeus jamaicensis (Jamaican fruit-eating bat), 1728 nucleotides. It is a transcript of the gene CNGA4, whose product is annotated as cyclic nucleotide gated channel subunit alpha 4. The coding region runs from base 1 to 1728 and encodes 575 amino acids. Gene Ontology annotation, biological process: monoatomic cation transmembrane transport; potassium ion transport. The record is from RefSeq and is a predicted model, not a curated record. The transcript has 6 exons. NCBI's taxonomy places the organism in Eukaryota, Metazoa, Chordata, Mammalia, Chiroptera, Phyllostomidae. Gene Ontology annotation, molecular function: cGMP binding; intracellularly cAMP-activated cation channel activity; intracellularly cGMP-activated cation channel activity. Gene Ontology annotation, cellular component: intracellular cyclic nucleotide activated cation channel complex; plasma membrane.